GAAGCUACAAAGAAAAUUUGUUAACAUAUUUAUUCUUGGGAAGGCAUAGAAGGGUCCAUUAAGAUUUGAUGACAUUAACCAAUGGGCUUGAGAUAAGGUUAGAAAUUAUUCUGUGUAUAGUUGCCAUUUACACUUAUUAUUUGGCAAUUCUUUUGAGACUUUUAUAGAUUUGUUAAGCUCCUUUUGUUUUAAAUAUAGACAAGUUGGCAGACAUAAACUGUUUAUAUGACAUUAAAUCAUGUUUAGUGAUUAUUUAUGUUGCUAAAUCUAAGCAAAUCUUACUUUAAUCAUGUUUAGUAAUAAGCAUAUCUACUCGGAUACAGCUAAUCAUGUCAGUAUUGGUAUUGUUUUAAUAACUUAAACAAUGAAUACAUUUACAGAAGUGGUAUCCUAAUUGCAAAGUCGACUAAAAGCUAACAUUUCAGACUAUAUCACUUCCAAAAGUAUUUUAUCAUUCUAUUAAUGGGAAACAAAAUAAAAAUUGGAGGUAACACUACUAACCAUCAUGUUACUCAUGUAUCACUGUGAAACUCUCAAACAAAACAAUGAAUACAAAUAUGGAAAGGUCCCUUAUUUUAAUGUGGAUCAUCCCAGCCAGAGAGAGGCAACUACAAAGUACAAGAAAUCGUAAAGACCAUAACACUAGCGUUGUCGUCUAACGUCUUCCAACCUAACUCCACUUUCCACUUCUGGUUAUUGCCUUCAUUAAAACUACUUAUGUCUUCUUAUUGAUAUUUUUUUUCUAAUUUUCAUCUUAUCCUUUGGAUGAUUCUCUUUGACCAGAUUGAGAUCAUCUUCAAUUUGUUCUUCUCACUUCCACAGUGAUAGUUACAUCUGUAUACAAAUAAAUCAGUUUAAAAUGGAUUUAACUCCAAAAAAUUAGAAAGAAAAAUAGUUUUUUUUUCUUCCUAUUUUCAUAUUUCUUGGGCCACCGUUCUGUUUUGGCGAGAAAAAUGUUACUGGCGAAGCCGACCUUGUUCUUGAUUUAUGUGUGAGAUUCGUCCUUUCUCCAAAGUGAGCUUCUUUUUUUUUAAAUGAUUCCCAUUUAAAAAUAUAAAACAGAGUGCCCCAUACUCCAAUACAUGUGCGUACGUAUAUAAGUGGUCCCAUUCAUCGUCGUCGUCUGUGCUAGGGAGCAAAAAUAAUAGAGAAGAGAGACAGCAGCACAAGUUGAGGCCUCAAGCUUUAGAAGAAGGCCUCUGAAGAGUGUGAGUAGACAAGAUCUCAUCAUGGUUUCCUACUUUUCUUGAUUUUACAUAUAAAUACCGAAGCUUUCUUCUAUUGUUUUUAUGCUUAGUGCUUGUCAGAAACUGGACUCACCCUAGCUUUUUUCCUUGUCUUAGUUUCUUAAACUUGUCAGUACUUUUUAAGUUAAUUAGCUAAAAAUAAAAAAAAAUUAUCUGUUUUCUGAAAACAGAGACGUCUCUUUUGAUCUGGCUUUUGAUGUGUGUGUUAGUUUUUAUAAGACCAUUUAUAACAAGAAGCAUCCCAACAGUCUCUAUCUAUUAGCGUUCUUCACUCUCGAAGUUGCUUUCGCUGGUGGGACUUUAUCGCUCCUUUCCUAAAGGCAAAAAACAUGUCAGGCUCUAGGCCAAGUCAGUCCUCUGAGGGCUCGUCAAGGCGAUCAAGACACAGCGCUAGGAUCAUUGCACAGACCACCGUCGAUGCAAAGCUCCACGCUGACUUCGAGGAGUCAGGAGGCAGCUCCUUUGAUUACUCAACCUCAGUGCGUGUAACUACCCCAGCUGUGGAGAACAACCAGCCGCCGAGGUCCGACAAGGUGACCACGACAUAUCUCCACCACAUACAAAAGGGAAAGCUAAUCCAGCCCUUCGGCUGUUUACUCGCCUUGGAUGAGAAGACCUUCAAAGUCAUCGCGUACAGCGAAAACGCCCCUGAGCUCUUGACAAUGGCUAGUCACGCGGUCCCCAGCGUCGGCGAGAGCCCCGUUCUAGGCGUUGGGACGGAUAUAAGGAGUCUCUUCACUGCUCCUAGUGCCUCUUCGUUGCAGAAGGCACUUGGAUUCGGAGACGUCUCUCUUCUGAAUCCCAUUCUAGUCCACUGCAGGACUUCCGCAAAGCCGUUUUACGCGAUUGUGCAUAGGGUUACAGGGAGCAUUGUAGUCGACUUCGAACCAGUGAAGCCUUAUGAAGUUCCCAUGACGGCUGCUGGCGCUUUACAAUCUUACAAGCUCGCUGCAAAAGCGAUCACUAGGCUUCAGUCUUUGCCUAGUGGGAGCAUGGAGAGGCUUUGCGAUACGAUGGUUCAAGAGGUUUUCGAGCUCACGGGCUAUGACAGAGUGAUGGCUUAUAAGUUUCAUGAGGAUGAUCACGGCGAAGUUGUCUCCGAGGUGACGAAGCCUGGUCUUGAGCCUUAUCUCGGUCUGCAUUAUCCGGCCACCGACAUCCCUCAAGCGGCUCGGUUUCUCUUUAUGAAGAAUAAAGUUCGUAUGAUCGUCGAUUGCAACGCAAAACAUGUGAAGGUGCUUCAAGACGAGAAGCUUUCCUUUGAUCUCACCUUGUGCGGCUCUACCCUUAGAGCGCCGCACACCUGCCAUUUGCAGUACAUGGCCAACAUGGAUUCUAUUGCAUCUCUUGUUAUGGCGGUUGUAGUUAACGAGGAAGAAGAUGGAGAAGCUACUACGCCUCAAAAGAGGAAGAGACUAUGGGGUUUGGUGGUUUGUCACAACACAACUCCUAGGUUUGUCCCCUUUCCUCUCAGGUAUGCAUGUGAGUUUCUAGCUCAAGUGUUUGCGAUACACGUGAACAAAGAGGUGGAGCUGGAGAACCAGAUCGUGGAGAAGAACAUUCUGCGCACGCAGACUCUCUUGUGCGAUAUGCUGAUGCGCGAUGCUCCUCUGGGGAUUGUCUCGCAGAGUCCCAAUAUAAUGGACCUUGUGAAAUGCGAUGGAGCGGCUCUUUUGUAUAAAGACAAGGUAUGGAAUCUUGGAACAACUCCAAGCGAGUUUCAUCUACAAGAGAUAGCUUUUUGGUUGUGUGAACACCACGCUGAUUCAACCGGUCUAAGCACUGAUAGCUUGCAUGACGCUGGGUUCCCAGGAGCUUUAGCCCUUGGGGAUUCAGUAUGCGGAAUGGCGGCUGUGAGGAUAUCAUCUAGAGACAUGAUUUUCUGGUUCCGUUCUCAUACAGCUGGCGAAGUGAGAUGGGGAGGUGCGAAGCAUGAUCCAGAUGAUAGAGAUGACGCGAGGAGAAUGCACCCGAGGUCAUCGUUUAAGGCUUUUCUUGAAGUGGUUAAGACGAGGAGUUUACCUUGGAAGGACUAUGAGAUGGAUGCUAUACAUUCAUUGCAGCUUAUUCUGAGGAAUGCUUUCAAGGAUGGAGAAAGUAGUGAUGUGAAUACUAAUAUUAUUCACUCGAAGCUAAACGAUUUAAAGAUUGAUGGUAUACAAGAACUUGAAGCUGUGACUAGUGAGAUGGUUCGUUUGAUUGAGACUGCUACUGUGCCAAUAUUGGCGGUUGAUUCUGAUGGAUUGGUUAAUGGUUGGAACACGAAAAUUGCUGAGCUGACUGGUCUUCCUGUUGAUGAAGCGAUUGGGAAGGAUUUCCUCACACUUGUUGAAGAUUCUUCGGUGGAAAUCGUUCAGAGGAUGUUAGAGAAUGCACUAGAAGGAACUGAGGAGCAGAAUGUUCAGUUUGAGAUCAAGACACAUCUGUCAAGAACCGACGCUGGACCAAUAAGUUUAGUUGUAAACGCCUGCGCAAGCAAAGACCUCCAUGAAAACGUGGUUGGUGUAUGUUUCGUAGCCCAUGAUCUCACCGCACAGAAGACUGUGAUGGACAAGUUCACUCGUAUCGAAGGCGACUACAAGGCCAUCAUCCAGAACCCAAACCCUCUGAUCCCGCCCAUAUUUGGAACCGACGAGUCCGGGUGGUGCACGGAGUGGAAUCCAGCGAUGUCAAAUCUAACCGGCUUGAAGCGUGAGGAGGUGGUGGAGAAGAUGCUGUUGGGAGAAGUCUUCGGGACGCAGAAGAAGUCGUGCUGUCGUCUCAAGAAUCAAGAAGCGUUUGUGAACCUUGGGAUUGUGCUUAACAAUGCUGUGACCAGUGAGGACGCUGAGAAAGUGCCGUUUGGUUUUUUCACGAGAGGUGGGAAGUAUGUGGAGUGUUUGUUGUGUGUGAGUAAGAAGCUUGACAGGGAAGGUGCGGUGACUGGCGUCUUCUGUUUCUUGCAACUUGCUAGUUAUGAGCUGCAGCAAGCUCUCCACGUGCAGCGUCUAGCUGAGCGUACUGCGCUGAAGAGACUAAAGGCUUUGGCUUAUAUAAAAAGAGAGAUUCGGAAUCCGUUGUCUGGGAUCAUGUUUACUAGGAAGAUGAUGGAGGGGACUGAGAUAGGACCAGAGCAGAGAAUGAUCUUGCAAACUAGCGGUUUGUGUGAGAAGCAACUCAGCAAGAUUCUUGAUGAUUCUGAUCUUGAAAGCAUCAUUGAAGGAUGCUUGGAUCUGGAGAUGAAAGAGUUCACCUUAAACGAAGUGUUGACUGCUUCCACAAGUCAAGUAAUGAUGAAGAGUAACGGAAAGAGCGUUCGUGUAACUAAUGAAACAAAGGAAGAAGUAAUGUCUGAUACUUUGUAUGGAGAUAGUAUUAGGCUUCAACAAGUUCUUGCAGAUAUCAUGCUGAUGUCUGUUAACUUCACACCAUCUGGAGGUCAGUUAACUGUCACAGCUUCCUUGAGGAAAGAUCAGCUUGGGAGAUCAGUGCAUCUUGCUUAUUUAGAGAUCAGGAUAACGCAUACCGGAGCUGGUUUACCAGAGUUUUUGCUAAACCAAAUGUUUGGGAGUGAGGAAGAUGUUUCGGAGGAAGGGUUAAGCUUGAUGGUUAGCAGGAAACUGGUGAAGCUGAUGAAUGGAGAUGUUCAGUACUUGAGAGAAGCUGGGAAGUCUAGUUUCAUUAUCACUGCAGAACUCGCUGCAGCAAGCAAGUAGUCCCUAAAAAGAAAAAAGGGUGUGUUGUGGAUUGAUAUGAUGGCCACUCUCUUUGUUUGUAACUUUCCUUAUUGCUUUUGUUUUCAAUAACGAUGAAAUAUCCAUCCAUUUACAUCUUCUGUUAUCUCAAGCUGUAAAUAUGGAUGCAUAUCUAAUCUCCUGUCAAGUGUGUUUUGGUUGAUGUAUUGUUCAAAAAAUGAAGUAUGAUUAUUGAGGUAAUUUAUAGUCAA
Brassica rapa (field mustard) is the source of this 5172-nucleotide messenger RNA. RefSeq names its product phytochrome A. Gene Ontology annotation, biological process: regulation of DNA-templated transcription; red, far-red light phototransduction; detection of visible light. Lineage: Eukaryota; Viridiplantae; Streptophyta; Magnoliopsida; Brassicales; Brassicaceae. Gene Ontology annotation, molecular function: phosphorelay sensor kinase activity; photoreceptor activity; protein homodimerization activity. The record is from RefSeq and is a predicted model, not a curated record.